AUGGGAUUGUUUUCCUUAUUCAAGAAGAAAUCGGCAGCACCAGGUAGGAAAGGGAAAGCAUCGAAACAUGGUUCGUCAUCGACUAAACAUGAGAGGUAG
Molecule: messenger RNA, 99 nt
Organism: Haemonchus placei
Lineage: Eukaryota; Metazoa; Nematoda; Chromadorea; Rhabditida; Trichostrongylidae
Source: the annotation of a GenBank genome assembly